AUGUCGUGUCGCAUUGCAAUCUCGCGAUGUGAGCUCUUUGAGUUGGCUUCUCCUUUGCCUACUUGGGGUGUGUCGUCAAGGGGUCUCCAAGCCAACGCCACAACAAAAAAUAACUUCAUCCUGUGGAUCGUAUCCAGGCAUGCACCUCGCGGCCGCUCGUCCAAUACGACAUCAUACAUCCAGUUCUUGAAAGCCCUCCAACAACCGUCGAACAGACCUUGCUACCAGGAACACCAACACCGUCGCAUCCUCGCCACCCGAAGCAGCAUGGCCAUCAUACACUGCCCCCGCUGCCCCGCUACCUUCGCCACCAACCACGACCGCGCAAGACAAAUCCUCAACACCCAUGAUGAAUACCUCUGCUGGUUUUACCCCGGUUGCUUCACUCUCUCCAUGUCCGAGCAAGAACUGAAGCUACACGUUUCUACCGUGCAUUUCAACGUGCCGGACGCCAGCCAGAAAUUCCUCAUCAUGCAGGAGGACAACAUGAAGGAGCACGACGAGCAAGAAAUGCUUGCACGGGAGGCUAAGAGGCAGCGGAAGAGGGAGCAAAGAGAGGAGAGUAAGAUCAGGCGAGAGGAUGAGGUCGACCUGCUUGCGCCACCACCCUCUGCGACUAAGCGGGCUGCCCUUUCACCAAAGUACGUCGUCGAAGAUGAAGACAUGUUUGACGACAAGGGCACAACGCCAGGAGGAAGCUCGGAGCCAACGACACACUUGCCGCCACAGCAACAGGGAACACAGAGGAAAGGCGAUCCGUGGGGCCUCAGGGGCGUCUUCUACCAGAAGCCCAUCAAUCCGUACCUCCAGCGGAAAGUUUAG
This is a messenger RNA of Saxophila tyrrhenica, 822 nucleotides long. RefSeq lists its product as uncharacterized. Bases 1 to 822 code for a protein of 273 amino acids. The transcript is spliced from 2 exons. Lineage: Eukaryota; Fungi; Ascomycota; Dothideomycetes; Mycosphaerellales; Extremaceae. The record is from RefSeq and is a predicted model, not a curated record.